GCCCAUACCGCAUAUGAGACAACCGACCUCUUUUUUAUUUUAGACAAUACAAACGACCUCUUUCAAUCGGCCUUCUUUCUGAUGAUGACCCAACAAGGAACCGAGCACGGGUAGAUUUCUGGUCUAUUUUAUAAAAACCAUUCAAUGUUGCGUAAAGCAGCGAAGCAAAGCAAAAGAUUAGUUAAGAAAGAACACCAUGGAAAUCGGAAACCAUGAAACCGGUGAUGCUCAUCCUUUGCUGAGAGGCGGUAGGAGAAAAACUACAUACACCCAUGGUUUCUCUUCAGCUCAAAUCCAAUCACUUGCUGCCAUCUGUGAAGCUUUAAUCCCUCCCCUCCCACUUGAUUCAGCCCACCAGGCUUCUUCCCUUGAUGCUUUCUACAAAGCUUCUGGGGCUGAGCCUCCACUUCCUGAUGAGGUAGCAGAGAUGAUGGUGAAGAGGGUGGUUGAACCCAGGGUACUCUCGUUUGUGAAAGUAGUAUUGACAGUUAUAUCGUUUAGAUUGGGCGCAUUGUUGCUUUGCGGGUGGGAUUGCUGUGACUGGAAAUGGCCAUUCAUUCACAAGUUUUCGGAACUGCCAGUGGAGAGAAGAGAAAAAAUACUAAUGAAAUGGUCAAGCAAUGGCCAUCAUCGCUUACCUCUAAGAGCUGUUUUUGCAUUGAUCAAAACUUACUGCUUGUUCAUCUUUUUCUCCAUGCUUUUGAAAUUUGUGUCUCAGACUGAUGAAAAAUCAGAGAACCCAUCAUGGAAAGCAAUAGGAUACAACGUAGACAAGCGGCAGAAAAGGGUAUCUUCUCCUCAUGGGCGAAAGGGUAUUAUAGAAACAAUGCACGAAGAUGACUCCACCUUCGUCCAAUCCCUCACUGAAAAAGGCCUUCAAGUCACGGAAGAUCCAGAUCACAACGUCUUCAACAUCAAAUGUGAUGUAGUGAUUGUUGGGUCUGGUUGCGGUGGAGGGGUUGCUGCGGCAGUUCUUGCAAGCUCAGGCCAGAAAGUGGUUGUUAUUGAGAAAGGCAACUAUUUUGCAACUACAGAUUAUACUUCUCUAGAAGGUCCCUCUAUGUCAGAGCUUUAUGAGUACGGAGGCUUUUUGACAACCACCAACGGGAAAUUUAUGAUCAUGGCUGGCUCAACAGUUGGAGGGGGUUCCGCUAUUAAUUGGUCUGCAUCAAUCAAGACGCCCAACAACGUGCUCAAAGAGUGGUCCCUGGAUCAUAAAAUUCCACUCUUUGGUAGCUCUGAAUACGAAAAUGCGAUGGAUGCCGUGUACCAGAGGCUCGGUGUUACAGAAAAUUGUACGGAAGAAGGGUUACAAAAUCAAGUUCUUAGAAAAGGGUGUGAGAAUCUUGGGUUGAAAGUGGAAGCAGUUCCGAGGAAUUCGCCGGAGGAUCAUUACUGUGGUUCCUGCAAUCUUGGGUGUAGAACAGGAGACAAGAAAGGAACUGCUACCACUUGGCUGGUUGAUGCGCAGGGUUAUGGUGCAGUGAUCCUGACAGCAUGCAAAGCUGAUAGGCUUAUGUUGGUGAAUAACAAUGAGGAUGCGAGGAGAAGAAAGAAAUGCCUGGGUGUGGUUGCGACGUCUUUGAACAAAAAUCUGACCAAGAAGCUGCAAUUUGAGGCUAAAACAACGAUUUCAGCAUGUGGAUCUCUACUGACUCCUCCUUUGAUGAUAUCUAGUGGGUUAAAAAACCCAAAUAUUGGCAGGAACCUUCAUUUGCACCCAGCGCUAGUAGCUUGGGGAUACUUUCCAGAAGAUGAAACAGGGAUCAAAGGCAAAAGCUACGAGGGCGGAAUCAUAACUUCAUUCAACAGGAUUGUUUCAGAAGAAUCCAAUAAUGUCCAUGCAAUCAUCCAAGCUCCUGCACUAGGACCAGCAUCGUUCGCAGCCAUAUCUCCAUGGGUUUCAGGAAGGGAGCUGAAGGAAAGAAUGGUGAGGUAUCCAAGAUUGGCUCACCUUUUCACGCUGAUAAGAGACCAGGGUUCAGGAGAAGUAAUGGAAGAAGGGAAGAUCAAGUAUCGGUUGAGUGAAGUGGAUAAAGAAAAUCUAAAGAUUGGGUUGAGACAGGUGUUAAGGGUUCUGAUUGCAGCUGGGGCAGUGGAAGUGGGAACCCAUCGAAGCGAUGGCCAGAGAAUUAAAUGCAAAGGUCUUACAGAAGAAAGUUUGCAGGAGUUUUUGGAUAACGUUCCCGUGGUAGGAGGGCUCAGUUCCAAGGAUGAGUAUUGGACCCUCUAUCUUACAGCUCAUCAGAUAGGAAGUUGUAGAAUGGGCGCAACCGAGGAAGAGGGUGCUGUGGAUGAGAAUGGUCAGAGUUGGGAAGCUGAAGGAUUGUUUGUUUGCGAUGCUAGUGUCCUGCCAACUGCAAUUGGAGUCAAUCCCAUGAUCACCAUACAAUCCACCUCCUACUGCAUUUCCAACAAGAUUGCACAAUUGUUGAAGAAGGAAUAAAUUAACACCUUCCAUCACUAAGUCCCUCUUACAUUCAUGAGCUGUAUUAGACCUGCAAUUAAAUUGCGAGCGUGUGUGUGUGUGUGAACUGAGCCUCUCAAGUGAUCUCAAUAAAACUACUGUUGUAACUUAAAA
Gossypium raimondii (Peruvian cotton) is the source of this 2581-nucleotide messenger RNA. Its product is annotated as long-chain-alcohol oxidase FAO2. The record is from RefSeq and is a predicted model, not a curated record. The coding region runs from base 197 to 2446 and encodes 749 amino acids. The transcript is spliced from 3 exons. NCBI's taxonomy places the organism in Eukaryota, Viridiplantae, Streptophyta, Magnoliopsida, Malvales, Malvaceae. Gene Ontology annotation, molecular function: flavin adenine dinucleotide binding; long-chain-alcohol oxidase activity.